This is a messenger RNA of Merops nubicus (carmine bee-eater), 596 nucleotides long. Its product is annotated as FERM domain-containing protein 3-like. The annotation marks the transcript as partial. Lineage: Eukaryota; Metazoa; Chordata; Aves; Coraciiformes; Meropidae. The transcript has a single exon. The record is from RefSeq and is a predicted model, not a curated record.
GUACCCAACUGCCAAAGGAAAAUGAGAUUUCAGUACCUGUGACUUCAAGCUCCCCAGUUAAGGACACUGGGGAUAAUGUUAAUCUUGCCAUUGAACAGGAAGAGAAGAUGAAAGAGGAACCUUUAACCAUCUCAGAACUGGCAUACAAUCCUAGUGCCAGCUUGCUGCCCACCCCUGUUGAUGAUGAGAUUGACAUGCUUUUUGAUACCUUUCCAAGAGUAGAGAAUGAGAAAGAUGAUACAGAUUCAUUUGAGGAACUGGAAGCAGAUGAAAAUGCAUUUUUGAUUGCAGAGGAGGAGGAGCUGAAAGAAGCUCGGAGAGCGCUUAGGUGGAGCUAUGACUUUCUAAUGGGCAACAUAGAGGUGAAUGCCUUUGUGAAGAGUUUCUCAAGACUUCUCCUUGUAGGCCUUGGACUAAUGUUGUUUGUGUUCCCUCUUCUCCUUGUUCUCUUGGAGUCGGACCUGCAAAUCUCUUUUCUCCAUGAAAUCCGUCAGACGCCGGAAUUUCAGCAGUUCCAUAUUGAAUAUUACUGCCCCCUUAGGCAGUGGGUGGCUUGCAAAAUAAACUUCCUUUGUGACAUGCUGGGCAGCUUUUAA